Molecule: messenger RNA, 1055 nt
Organism: Mollisia scopiformis
Lineage: Eukaryota; Fungi; Ascomycota; Leotiomycetes; Helotiales; Mollisiaceae
Product: PK beta-barrel-protein domain-containing protein-like protein
Exons: 1
Coding region: 169-714 (181 amino acids)
Molecular function (GO): catalytic activity; molybdenum ion binding; pyridoxal phosphate binding
Source: RefSeq, a predicted model, not a curated record
GCUAAAGUGAGCGCUCGAGGUCAUUGACUCAUGCAUUUCAGAGUUACCAGAACCAUGAUAGACACUAGAGGUUUGUAACUGUGGUCAUCAUCCCACUUAGGGUGUUUUGUUUCUUCUCCAAAACCUCACUCUUGUCAAGUCACCCCAAUUUUGCAAACCACCAGAGCAAUGCCUGAUCCGCUCAUAUAUGCAGUCCCUGCUGUCGUAUUCCUCUACGCAUCCAUCUACUACAUCAUUCCAUUCGUCAAACGAAUCCUCUUUUCCCACAGAUCAGGAGUUGUCCUCUCCGUCUCCAAAUCCCCCACUCAUUCCUUCUCAAAGCCCACUUUUGACUCCAUCACCCUCAUUGCCGGUCUCGGCGUCGAAGGCGACAGUCACCUUGGAGUCGAAGUCCAACAUCUAUCUCGUCGUAAAGGCAAGAUCAUCCCUCCAAAUUUACGACAAGUCCAUAUCAUGCAGUCGGAACUGUUUGAUGAGGUGAAAACUGUAGGAUCCAAUGGGAAGAGCUACGAUAUCAAGCCGGGCGAUUUGGGGGAGAACAUUACGACUAGAGGGCUUGAUGUGUUGAAUUUGAGUGUUGGGACGAGAUUGAAGUUUGUUAAUGAGGGAGAAGAUGACAAUGGGAAAUGUGCUAUUGUGAGAGUUACUGGUUUGAGGAAUCCGUGUCCGCAAAUUGAUAAUUUUCGGAUGGAUUAUUGGCAAGGUGUGUUGUGAAAGAUGGAAUGAAGGUUGUGGAACGAAAGGCGGGAAUCAUGAGUGUGGUUGAGAGAGGUGGGGAAGUGAGAAGGGGAGCUAGAGUUGUGGUAAAGGAGCCUUGAAUUUUUAAGAAACAGGAUAUGGUGUAACGGGGACCAUUGCCUUAGCUCACGGGAUAUUUAAAAAGGUCCAUGCUGUUGAUAAAAUUUACGAUUUUACUCAAGUUGGGAGGAAGGAAAGAACAUGCACUCUCAUGGAAGAGAGGAACUUUGUGCUAUAAUUUAUAAUUCUGUGAAGUUAGGAGAAUGACACUGAGGUUGUAAAGGCAGCAUAGAAUAAGGAAAAUAAAAGGCAAGCUA